Molecule: messenger RNA, 5309 nt
Organism: Paramecium primaurelia
Lineage: Eukaryota; Ciliophora; Oligohymenophorea; Peniculida; Parameciidae
Source: the annotation of a GenBank genome assembly
AUGCUACUAAUUUCAAUUACUUUUUGUCAGUUAAUCAGUGCAAUUUAUUCAAAGUAUUAAUAUGUUUAGAAUAUAGGUAUUAAUUAAUCAUUGCUUAUCAUUACCCUAAUUUAUAAUUUUCUUAAAUUUCUCAAAUCAUCAAUCUAAUCAAAUAUAUAGAUGUUAAUAGUAUAAUUUAAGAAAAUGAAAUCAUAAUAUAAAUAUUGUUUUGGUGGUUAAUAACUUUGAGUAUUUUAACAUAUUCACUCUAUAUAAUAUGUUAUUUUUAAGUAAAAUAUCAAAAAAAGAAGAAUUUAACAGAUUAGUCCAGUGCUAAAGUUAUUAAUUAUUCAUAAUUUAGAUGUUAACCUAACUUUUAUUGAUUGACUAAUGGAUUACUUGCUAACCAACCUAACUAGUUUAUUUAAAUAUAGCUUAUUGUUCAAUAAAUUAAAAUUGUUUGAAUAUUGGAAUAAGAACAGAUAUAUAAUAAGUUUUAGCAAGUUUCUUCUUAUUUUUGAGAUUUAUUAUUUAAAUAAUAAUGAUAAUACUUUUUACAAAUCAUUAAAAGAUUAAGAAAGAUGCAUUAUCUAGUGGAUCAAGAUUUAUUUUACUUUAUUUAGAAGUUUUUAGAGUAUUGCUUAAUAUUUAAUUGGCAUUUCCAAUUUAGAGUUAAUAAUUUCAUGUAAAUAUUGAAUAUAAAAUAGAUCACAAUUUUAAUAUAUUUAAUUUUAUCAACAUGUCUUUUUAGUUUUCUAUUUAAAAUGAGUGAUUUUAAGUUAUUUAUUGCAAAUCGAAAUGUUAGAUAAGUAUUUAAAAUAUACAUAUUUUCUUUAUUUGGUAUAUCCAUAGGAUUAGUAUUUAAUUCAUUUUCUAUACACUUUAAUAUUAUUUAAAGUGAUAAUUCAAUAUCAAUUAGUUUAUUAAGUGUAAUUUCAAUUAUAUGGAUUUUUUAUUAAUAUUAUUUUAACCAAUAAAUAGAACAUCUUUGUUUACCUACUUUAACAGGAGAUCAUUUAAUACAAAAAAUAAUAAAUCUAAAAUCAGUUGCAAAAUAAUUAAACAUAUUACAUUAAUUUGGUGAAGCUGAUUCAUAUUAUUUGGGUAUGUUAUCUUAACAUUUUUCUAAUACUUGUAUAUAAGAUAAAAAGGAAAGAUGCUUUUGUAGAAUGAGAAUCUUAUAUGAUCCAAAAAAACUUAAAGAUAUUAAAAUAUCUUAAUUUUCUAUGCUUAGAUAGAAAAAUUUGUAUUUAAAAUAUUUAAUUAAAACAUGGUAUGAAAUUUAUCUUUUUCAUCAUCCUUCAGAUGUAGAUAUUAGAAUGAAUUAUGCUUUAUUUCUUUAUUACUAAAUGAACAAUUAAAUUUUAUCGUAUAUGUAAAUUAAGUUAACAUGUACUUACAAAAUGAAUCUAAUUUAAUAAUUUGAUAUAAAUAAGAUUUAACUAUAAUUUCAAAAUGAAAUUAUUGAUACUAAUAGUUUAAGUUAUCAUAAUGAAUCAGAUUUUGAAUAUGUUAUUAAAAUUGAAUAAUUAAUUAAAUCUAUAGAACUCAAUAUUUAAAAUUUUCUUGAUUUAAGUAUAAAAUUUUGGAAACAAGUUAAUUAAAAAGUAAUUUAUGAAGAGGAUUUAUGGUAUAUCAAUAAGGAAAUAAUAUUAACAAUCUAAUAAUCUAAUGAUUUAUGGAAUUAAAUAAGUAAGCAUAAGAUAAUCAAUAGAGAUAAAUUAAUUAUUAAGAAUUUUUUAAUAAGAAGACCAAAAUGGUAAUUCCUUUAUAAUUGGUAUUAUUUAUAUGUUCUAAAUAAAAAAUUAAAAUAAUCAAUGUUAGAAUAUUGUGAUUCUUAAAACAUGGUAUAAUAACCAAUUGAUGAAGAUUCAGGUUCAGAUAAUUAAAAUUAAAUUGAUUAAUUUUCCUUUUUAAAAACUUUCAAUUAUACAUCAGCUAUAUUUCACACUUCUCAAUCUGGAUAAAUAGUUAAUUUUAGUGAAUCUACAUAUGAUAUUUUUGGAUUUUAAUAAUAUAAUAAUAUUAAUUAACUAUUACCUAAUACUUUAAUUAGAAAUCAUUAAUUUGGAAUUGAUUAAUUUAUUUAAAGUGGUAAAAGCAAAUCAUUAUAUAAGAAAAGAAAGAUUUUAGCCUUAAAUAAUGAAAAAUAUCUUAUGCCUUGUAAAAAGUAUUUGAAAUGGCAUAUAAGUCCAUUAUCAUAAAUUGAAUAUAUAUGUAUGAUUAGACCUAUUUAUAGACAUUAAAGUGUCAAUUAUAUUUUAGUGAAUAGUGAUUGGGAGAUAGAUAGUGUUUCUGAAUAAAUUGCAGAAUAUUUUUAGCCUGGUUUAUGUUUAUUUUUACUUUGUCCUAAAUUAUUAAAGUAUUCAUUUUAUUCAUAAUUUUUGAAUGAAGAUGAUCUUUAAUUAUUUAAAUUAAAAAGAGCUAAAAAUGAUGAUAAUAAUCAAGAUUCAAUUAUUGAUGCUAAAUUCACAAAUAGAAAAAUUACUAUUAUUCCAAAUAAUUAAAAAAAUUACUUUAUGUUAUAAUAAUAAACAUAAGAUAUUGUAAGUAUGGUAUUAGAAGAUGAUAAUAAAAAUGUAUAAGACAGUCCUCUUUGGAUAAAUGAUGCUUUACAUGAAGAUUUAUAAGAGGAGAAGGAUUAAUUAUUUAAAAGAUUUCAUAAAGUUGUAGAUGAAGAUCAUGUUAAAUUAACAUUUCGUUUACCAAAAAAGAUGAAAAAUUUGAUAGAGGAUUAUACUGAAAUGAAAUAAGAAAUCUUAUUAAAUGGUUUAGAUUAAAUGACUAUGAAAUCAAAUAAAUUUAAAGAUUAAAAAAUUGUUAAAAGAAAUUCUAAUGGAAAACUUUCAUUUGAUAAGAAAGUACUCUUUUCUAAAUUAUUUUAAUAUUAAGAAUACUAUUAUGAGAAUUUAUAUGAUCAUUUUAGUAAUAUAAAUAUUAAUAUUUAGAAUCUAGUUUUUAAAGAUACUGUAUGACUAGUAGAAUGUUAAAAACUGUAAUAAAGAUUGAAGCAUCAAUACGAUUUACUAAAAAUACAAUCAUGGAUAAAUAUUAAAUCAUUAAAAUAACUAAUUUUAAUGUUAUUGAAAGUUAAAUUUUAAACAAAAAAGCUAAAGUAAUUUAUUAUUUUUUUUAUUGAUAGGUUGUAAAUUUAAUCAAUAAAAAAAAUUAGAUAAUUCGAUAAUCAAGAUAAAGUAUCUUUUAAAAUCCUUAAUAGUAGUAGCAUCUUUAAUAAAUCUUAGAAUAAAACUACUAAUAAUAAAUUGAAUAAAAUUAUGAAAAAUUGAUUCAUUCAAAUAGUAAAUGUUUUAUAAUAAUAUAGUAUAAAAUUCUGAUGUUGAAUCAUAUAGAAAUACUAAUAGACCAUUUAUGUCUGAAAAUCAAGUAAUAUCGGAUUUCAAUGCUUAAUAAAUAACAUCUCUAAUUCUUAAGACAUAAAAUAAUAUUUUUAUCAAGGAGGAAAAUAAUAAAUCUGCUAAGUAAGAUACUUAAUUAAACUUUUUUAAAAUUCUUAAUAGAAUUUUCAUUUUCUUUUUAAUAAUUUUUAAUCUUAUUGUUUUAUACUAAGGUCCUAAUAUCAAUUAAUAAGAUAUGGAUGAAUUAGGGGUAUAAUAUAUUAUUAUUAAAGUUUUAAAGUGCAAAAAAAUAAUAUGAUUUCAUUAAUAUAAUGAUUGAAUCAUAUGAUAAAUUGAUCAACUCUUUUUAUUUUUAAAAUAAUCUCCUCAUUUAAAUUAAUAAUUAAUCUGAAUUUUAUUAGAACUUAAAAAACAGUUUUAAUAAUUAAUUAUUUGAAAUUACUAAAUUAUAUAAAUAACCAAAUUUUGUAUAAGAAAUCUACAAAUCAAAAAAUUAUAAUGAUAAUCUAAAUAUAAUUGAUUUAAUAAAUUAAUAUACAUCUAAUAUUGGAAGUCUUUAAUAGAUAGAUUAAAAUUAUGAUUUUGAAUAAUCAUUAGAUUUCUUUAGAACUAUAUUUAUCCCUUUUCUCUUUAAAUAUUAAAGCAGAAAUAUAUUUGAAUUGAUUGAUAAUCUAACUUAAGAUUACUAAAAUUAAGAUUAUAUUUGUUUUACUAUUAUUAUGACAUCAACAGCCAUUUUUGGAUUUUAUUUAGUUAUUAAUAUAUUAAAUAUUCUUAAACUAAUAACAUAAAGCUAAGUAUUAUUAUGUUAAAUAUUUUUAGAAAGUUGCUAAAUAAUUAUCUUAUAUUGAAAAAACAUAAGUUGAAGAAUUUAUAAAAUUUUAUAUGAAUUUAAAAUUUUAAUUUUCAUGUAUUAGAAGUACAAAUGGAUUAAUAUAAAACAGUAAUAAAAUAUAUGAAUUUUAGAUUAUUUUUAAUCAACAAAUUAAACUAUCAUUAGAUAAGUAGAAGAAGAUGAAAAAAGUAGUAAUUUAAAAAGAUAAAAAUAAAAACAAUAUGAAUGGUCUAAAAGAUGGAAAAAAAUAAAAGUAUUUUUAUAAUGCAUUUAGGUUUUAAUGAUUUUAAGAUAUCUAUUAUUUAUGUCUAUGAUAUCAUUUCUAAGUUACUUUUAUUUUAUUUACAUUUUAAGAUUUAAUAAUUAAAUGUCAAAUAUAUUAAUUUCAAACUAUUUUACUAAAUAAACUAAUUAAUUAAUAUCAUUGACUUUAUCUAAAGAAAUAUUUAUUUAUAAUUUUAUUAAUCAAACUUUUAUAAAUAUCAAUAACUACAAAGAAAUUCAAUUAAGAUAUGUGGAGAGUAAUGCUGAAUUACACUCUUAAUUAUAUCAAACCAAUAUUGAUGAAAUAGAUGAAAUAUUUAAUGGAAAUUUAUGUAUAACAAUAAACUAAAGUAUUUUAAUCAAUUACAACUUAGUUAUUAAUUUCUAAUAUUGUAAUACUUAUUUGAAUGGGGCAUUAAAUUAUGGUUUACAUUCUUAUAAUUUUUUGCUAUCUUAAAUGGCUCAAUAAUUGCUAAACCCAGAUGAAGGACUUUUUGAUAAUACAACUGUAGAAAAGCUCUUUGAAUUUGAUUAAGUAAGAAAUACAUUUUUAUAUUAGAUUAACUAAUUUUAAAGAAUUGGAUAUGAAUAAGCUUGGACAAUACUUGGAUUAAGAUAUAGUUAAUAUAUUGCUGAAAAUUCAAAAUUAGAAAUAAUCAUUUUGUAUUACCUUAUCAAUUAAUUUUAGAUCAUGUUCCUGUUCUUUUAGUUUACUUUUAUUCAUAUUUCUAUUUGAAAUAAGUUUUUUUAAUUAGAUGUUAAGUAUAAUUUUAGAAGUUCGUUGCUUUUAUAAAAGAUACUUUUCAAAUAUUACAAUAGAUAGAUAUAAGAUUAUAAGAGCAUAACUUAUUUAAUGUAAAAUUAUCAAUAAAUGA